Molecule: messenger RNA, 984 nt
Organism: Ruditapes philippinarum (Manila clam)
Lineage: Eukaryota; Metazoa; Mollusca; Bivalvia; Venerida; Veneridae
Product: thrombospondin-2-like
Exons: 4
Coding region: 52-891 (279 amino acids)
Molecular function (GO): protein binding
Source: RefSeq, a predicted model, not a curated record
UCAGCUAAUGGCAAGGAAUGCAUUGACGAUAAAACAGUGGACUGUCGUAAAAUGGACGCCACACUUGGAAUAUGCCGGGAUAAAGAGCACGCAAAUAUCCUGUGUCCAAAAUUCUGUGGAUUAUGCGAUAAAGUGGAUGGAGAAUGGACGGAGUGGUCAGUAUGGAGCACUUGCUCUGUAAGUUGUGGUAUCGGCAUACAGAGACGGCAGCGAAAUUGCUCGAACCCGUCACCAGAUACACGUGGAAAUUAUUGUGUAGGCUUGAACCUUAAUGACCGACUAUGUAAGCCGGGUGCUUGUUUUGAUGGCGGAUGGAGUCACUGGGGUGCCUGGACAAGUUGCAGUGUCACUUGCGGAGCUGGUUUCCAUUCAAGGUCUAGAAACUGCUCGGACCCUAGACCCUCACCUUUCGGCCGGUAUUGUAACGGAGAACCGAUGCAAGUGUCUCCUUGUCAACACAUCGAUUGUGAAGUUUCUGGAGGGAAAAACGCUAACGUCAUGUUCCGCAGUAGAGGUUUUACAACGAUGGGUUACAAAGUAGACAAUGGUACAGUUUUUGUAUACACGACGACAACGAUAAAUGAGGGUCAUGGCUAUAACAAUACUUCCGGAAUAUUUACUGCGCCGAUAGGUGGAUUUUAUUCAUUCUCCGUUCAAAUCUGUUCCCCUACAAGUCACCGCGGAGCAUAUGGAAUAUUUGUAAAUGGCGUGAAUAUUAAACCAAGUUACUACGGGAACAAUGGGAUAAUUUUGAGUCACACGACAGAUGCGGUGGCUAUUCUGAAAAAGGGGGAUAGAGUUUGGACACAAUGUAUAGUAAGGACAUGUUAUUUGCGUGGAGAUGGUGAUGUGUAUUGGAACACGUUCUCUGGGUAUUUAAUACAUCAAUAAAUAUAACUGUCAAUGUUCUCUAACUUUACCCAAAUACGCCUUUGGCCUCAAGCUAAAAAGACAGUCUUCAGCCCAAUAAAAAGGCCAUUAUGG